Molecule: messenger RNA, 947 nt
Organism: Scatophagus argus
Lineage: Eukaryota; Metazoa; Chordata; Actinopteri; Scatophagidae
Gene: asgrl1
Product: asialoglycoprotein receptor-like 1
Exons: 8
Coding region: 90-797 (235 amino acids)
Source: RefSeq, a predicted model, not a curated record
CAGACAUUUUCUGGUUGAUGAAGUAAUACAGCCAGAAACAGCCUGAAAGCAGUUUUUCCAGAGAACAAAGAAUCUGGUCUCUUCCAGUCAUGGAGCCUCAGUAUCAGGAGUUCGGGCCGUCUGAUAGCGACUCUGUCCAUGGAGUGUCCAGGCUGACCCCACAAACAGGUAUGAGGAGGAUAGUGAAUUACGUCCUGUAUGGAGUCCUGGUGCUGCUGCUGCUCAUUCUGCUGAUGGUCACUGGGAUUAAAUUCUCCCAGCUGAACAAGGAAGUCGCUGAUGUCAAACUUCACCUGGUGAAAAUGGGCCAAGGAGGAGCAGCUUCGUCAUCCAGUUCAGGUGCUGCACCUGUGCAGGAAGUCCUCUUCGAGAAACUCGUCCCAGUCAGAGGAACGUGCAGGGAAGGCUGGGUGUCCUUCCAGACCAGCUGCUACCUGCUGUCCGGAAACAGCGCUACCUGGAGCAGGUCAGAGGAGCAGUGCCGGUCACACGGGGGACACCUGCUGGUUCUGAAUACUGUGGAGGAACUGGACUACAUUUCAAGAAUAGUUGAAAUUCAUAGAGACUACUGGAUUGGACUGGUGGAGCGAGAACAUGAGGGACACUGGGCCUGGGUGGACGGAAGUGACUUCUCAACGCCAGAGUUCUGGGAUGAAGGUCAGCCUGACAACUGGGACUACAGAGAGAACGGAGAGGACUGUGGGCAGAUUCAUGCCUCUGUGAAACGCAAACGAAAGCUGUGGAAUGAUGCAGACUGCCAGCUGACGUACCGGUACAUCUGUGAAACCAGGGCGUGAGAAAACCUGUCAGAGCAGCUGAACUGCAACGUGACACACCUGGUGUGUUUUUCAUAUGAGUUUAGAGAUAUGUCACAUAAGGUUUCAUAACCAGAUCCACACACUUGUGUGAGAUCUUUGUUGGACAAUAAAAGCAUGAGUACACCCACA